CAUUUAGUAUUGUUUUAAUUUAGUGUGUGUGUGUGUGUGUGUGUGUGUGUGUGUGUGUGUGCGCGUGCGUGUGUACAUAUGUUCAAGCAUGCAUGUGAGGGCUAGGUUGGAGAAUAGCUUUCAAGAGUCUGUUCUCUCUCCCCUAUGUGGGUUCCUGGGAUUGAACUCAGGUUAUAGGAUUCAGCAGCAAGUGCCCUUAGUUACUGAGCCAUAUCACAAGCCCUGAGUUAUAGAAUAUUUUUGUUUGUAAUCAUGCACAAGAAGAAAGGUAAAUCUUAAGAGAGAAGAGCAUAACAAUCACUCAUGAUAGAGGGACUUUUUAAGUCCAUCAGUAACGAGCAGUUUGUGUGUUGUAACCUUAUGUAGAAUCCACUUGGUGCAUGCCUUUAAUCCCAGAAGGCAGAAGCAGGUGGAUCUCUGAGUUCAAGGCCAGCCUGGCCUACAGAGUGAGUUCCAGGACAGCCAGAGCCAUCCAUAUAGAGAAACCCUGUCUUGAAAAAUAAUAAAUUAAUAAAUAUCUACUCGGUGAUUCACAAGCCAAUUCUCUUCUCAGCCAUGCCCUACUAUCACGAAUGCUAUAAUUUCAUUGCAAGGAAUCAGCCAACAACAAAAAUCUACUUUUGUACAUCAACUUAUGCACCCCCAAUAACAAUAACACUACCAAUAGUAAUGUACAGAAAUGUACAAAUAUAAGUACUGACCAAAGAAUCAGUAAUAGACCAUUUAGAAAUAGUCUUGAUGUAGUUCUUGAAACUUGUGGGAGAUGAGCAUUUACUAGAAAAAAAGGGUGAUCCCAAAUAAAAACAUCAUUUGAAAAAGGAAAGGGCAGAGUGUGUGCUUUUUAGAAAAGAAUAAUUAAAUUAUACUUAAGGCUUGCAGGCCCUCCCUCAUCAGCACAUGGCUUAGUAAAGAGAGCUGGCUGCUAGCACUUUCCGUUGUUGAUCCUGUUUGCUCAUUUAGAUUAACAUGGGGGCCUGUUUGAUCUGUGCAACAACUGCUGUCAUGCUCCUGGAGUAGAGCCCUUCAUACAACAGCUGCACAACCAUCCCCAGGAACUCCACUCUGUGAUGUGCAACAGACUCCUGAAUUGUUCUGUUUGUAAACGAAGUGGUCUUUGAGACUUCUUUGGUGGCUGCUCCACUACUCCCCAAGAUGGCAGAGACCCAUUAUGCUCCACUGAGCUCAUCUUUCCCCUUUGUCACAUCAUACCAAACAGGCUGCAGCAGUUUACCUGAGAUCAGCAGGAGCACUGAAAGAGCUUUAAGAGAAGGAAAACUACCAGAACUGGUCUGUGGAAUCAAGGAGACUGUGGCAACAUUGUCCCAGAAUCCAGUGAACAUCUUUGUGACUGGGGACUCGGGCAAUGGCAUGUCAUCUUUCAUCAAUGCACUUCGAAUCAUUGGCCAUGAGGAAGAUGCCUCGGCUCCCACUGGGGUGGUGAGGACCACGCAGACACGGGCUGAGUACUCUUCAUCCCACUUUCCCAAUGUGGUACUGUGGGACCUCCCUGGAUUGGGGGUCACAGCCCAAACUGUAGAGAACUAUAUGGAAGAGAUGAACUUCAGCAUGUGUGACCUAUUCAUCAUCAUCGCCUCUGAGCAGUUCAGCUUGAAUCAUGUGAAGCUGUCCAAAGUCAUCCAGGACAUGGGAAAGAGGUUCUAUGUGGUCUGGACCAAGCUGGACAGGGACCUCAGCAUGAGUGCCCUAUCGGAGGUCCAGCUCCUACAGAAUAUCCACAAGAAUAUCCGGGAGAAUCUCCAGAAGGAGAGGGUGAGGGACCCCCCCACAUUCCUUGUAUCCAAUCUAGACCCUUUACUCUACGACUUCCCAAAGCUUAGGGACACACUUCAUAAAGACCUCUCCAACAUCAGGUGUUCUGAACCCUUAAAGACUCUUUAUGGCAUUUUUGAGAAGAUCAUUGGUGAUAAAGUAGCCGGCUGGAAUCAGAGAAUAGCCAACGAGUGCUUGAAGAGUUCGCUCGGCGUCAGAGAUGAUGACAACAUGGGGGAGUGUCUGAAAGUGUACCGAUUGAUGUUUGGUGUAGAUGAUGAAUCCCUUCAGCAGAUAGCCCAGGGUAUGGGGACAGUAGUCCUGGAGUACAAAGCCAACAUGAAGUCCCAAAGCUUUCAUUCUCUCCGCAGAGAGGACUGGAAGCUCAGGCUGAUGACCUGUCCAGUUGCGAAUGCAUUCUUCUGUUUGUUUAAAUGUCUCCCAUGGUUAUGCCCCUGUUUCAGACGCAUGAGACAUAAACGCAUGCUUCUCUUAGUUGCCCAGGAUACCAAGAGCAUCCUGGAGAAAAUCCUGAGAGACUCCGUCUUCCCUCCGCAAAUCUAGUGUAAGAGUGGCCUGGUACCCUUCUUCUCACAUGGAAGCCAGAUUACCUUAGGAUCCUCUUCCCUAGAUCCCUAUUUCCCCACUAGAAAUCAAGAGAUAUAAUAGUGCUUCCUGUAAGGAUUUUAGAUUCUUUGAGAGGAGUUAAAAAUCACCCAUUUCCCCUGCCUUGAUUCUAAUGCAUUGUUCCACUGAGGGAUAGGGACGCGUAGUGAUUAAAAAUCAUUGACCAUGAUUCUUAGAUUUGGAAUAUAGAAAUUCUGUUUUGGGGCUGGAGAAAUGGCUCAGGGGUUAAGAGCGCCUACUGCUCUCUGAAGUCUCUCAAAUCUCAUGACCACAUAAUGGCUCACAACCACCCAUAAUGAGAUCCGAUGCCCUCUUCUGGGGUGUCUGAAGACAGCUACAGGGAGCAAGCAGGGCCAGAGUGAGAAGAAAAAGUGUUUGAAGACAGCUACAUUGUACCUACAUGUAAUUUUAGAUAAUAAAUCUUUGAAAAAAUUAGAAAUUUUGUUUUCAGCUAUUAAAUAUGAUAUAUGUCUAAGUCAAUUUUGCUCUGAUACAAUAAAGUCAGUUCCUCUA
Mastomys coucha (southern multimammate mouse) is the source of this 2910-nucleotide messenger RNA. Its product is annotated as immunity-related GTPase family M protein 1. Gene Ontology annotation, molecular function: GTP binding; GTPase activity. The record is from RefSeq and is a predicted model, not a curated record. NCBI's taxonomy places the organism in Eukaryota, Metazoa, Chordata, Mammalia, Rodentia, Muridae. Gene Ontology annotation, cellular component: endoplasmic reticulum membrane. The transcript is spliced from 2 exons. Gene Ontology annotation, biological process: cellular response to interferon-beta; defense response. Bases 1153 to 2334 code for a protein of 393 amino acids.